Molecule: messenger RNA, 11022 nt
Organism: Porites evermanni
Lineage: Eukaryota; Metazoa; Cnidaria; Anthozoa; Scleractinia; Poritidae
Source: the annotation of a GenBank genome assembly
AUGAUCAAGCUUUUUUCGUUGAAGCAACAGAAGAAGGAAGGUGAAGGCGCAAAAGGAGGGGCAAAGAGAGCGUCUGCUGCGCAACUAAGGAUAACUAAAGGUGCGGCAUGGUUUGGUUUUAGAGCUUAGAGAAGUAACUCAGCUUAUUGUGCUACCAUUGCAUCAUGAAACUUAACCUUCUUGUUUUACGCUUAGGGAAUGUCUACGUAAUUAAUUAUUCCCGCAUAAACAAGCUUUAAGAGGAACUAAGAUCGCUGUAGCACUAAAGAGACCUUUUUCCUCUUUGCCAUCCCGGUUUCAUUUUGUCGUGAAGAGAACUGCGUUUCCGCGCGUGCAUUGUUGUUGAAUUGACAAAGUUGUACCAAAACAACGAGUGCGAUUUGUACUUUUUAACUUUCACAUGCACACUUUCAGUCGCUAGUUUCUGAAAUUUUUUAGACGACCUUUACCGAUCGUCCUUAUCACAAGUAACCUAGUCAGCAACCCGUGCGACGAAUUUUGUUUGUUUACCAGGUUUAAGGGAAUUUUGUGGACCAGUGAUGCUUUCAUAUGAUUCGACGUCACGAGCUCUCAAUGGGAUUCGUUGCUUUAAAAAUCUAAAUUUUCUAUUUCAGCUAUGUGUUCUGUUUGUCAGUCAUAGAUUAAUCCGUGCGUUUAUGUUUUACCUUUUUCAAAACGUUGUGCCAGAAUUUAAAUGGUUUCUUUCACCCUUGCAUAAGUUGCCUCAGUUUUGACUCAUGGAACUUAAAGCAAUACACUGCUCUGAUAGCCUGUGAACAGAUGCCCCCCUCCCCUCAUUAAAAAUCAGGGAGAGAGACAUUUGUGAAUUGCUGUCGUUAAUCAUGUCCCUGUUUCCCCAGAAUGUGGGGGAAAGCCUCUGGUUGGUUGUAAUGUUAAUGCCAUACCACAUCUGUAUACGUUUACUUGUAUUUUGGCUCUCUGGAAUGGGCAUGUGAAGUAAGACCACCAAUGUUUGCUGCACUGAUUGCGGGUGUAUCUGUUCUCUGCCGGUGGCUAUUGUAAAUAGAAGAGAAGGACGUACAGAAUUCAACGCUUAAUCAGAGAUGUUAUUUCUGGAUUUCAGCAUUGACAUUGUGUGGAAGUUUUUCGGCUAGCCCCCUGGCUUCUGUACACAGGCUGUUUUUCAGCCUACUUGUGCCGGUAAUAACUCGUAAAAUUAGACAAAAGUAAAGCUAUAAUUUCUUCCUGAAAAGAAGUGAACAGUCCUUUACAUGAAACCUACUUGAAAUCAUCGAAUGGAUCAACUCCUGCUUAGAACACUUGACUGGAAAUGUAAACAGUGCUUCUGAGAUCAAGAUUCUGUUAACCAAAAACCACAAGAAAUCAAUGCAUAGGAAACAGACUGACUUUAUGAACUAAAACAACGGAAGAACAUGUACAUGUUAGAAUCUUCCAAGGCAUAAUAUACUCGUUUUAAAUGACAUUUUAGUUAGAUGUUCUAGUUAGAGCCUAGCCUAGCCAUAAAGGUUGAGAACAUCUGAGAGAAUAACUGCCUACUUGCUACACUGUAUAUAAGAGUCCAGAGUCGUGAUGGUCUGUCAACACCUUUUCAACCGUCAGAAGAAAAAAAUAUGUAAAAAUGUAUACCAGAACACGAUUAACCAUACACAACGCUUUAACACAUUUUUGUAUUCACCUUAAUCAAUUAACUUUUUCUAACCCAAUUUAUUUUCACCAUAUUUCCUCAAAUAAUAGCCAGGGGCGAUUAUUUCUUUUUUUGCACCAAAAGGGGGCCAUUAUUCAGGGGAAGGUGAUUAUUUGAUGGAAGUGAUUAUUUAAAAUAUUGUUCAAUAGAAGUUGUGCCCUAAAUAUUUUGUUCUGUUUUUCUGUUACAGUGUGACCACAUGAACCGAGGCCACCCAGACAAAAUUUUUGAGACAAAUUUUGAAAUUAGCCAAUCACAAGUCAAGAUCUAAGCAAUAAAAUUGGGCAUAAUCUUUUAGUCAGAACCAUUUUUCUAAAAGGGUGUGUAAAGCAAGCUGAAAAAUGUUUUGACAAUGUCUUUGGUGGCCGGAAUCAAAGCCAGUAGUAAAGAAAGCAGUUGUCUGGGUGGCCUCAGUUAAUGUGAUAGCACUGUAAAUCAUAAAAUAAUCACAUCAAAUUAACCCGUUUGGCCCUGAGCCACCCGUAACUGCCUGUGCGGAUCCACGUCCUUUCUACCACUUGUGACGUUAUCAGUUUUAAUAGUCAAGGACAACUUUGUCUGCUAACUAGUGUAGAGUGAAGAGAUAUUUUAAACCAUACCAGAAUGAGCACAACUCAGUCAAGGACACCGGAGAAAAGGCAAAAAAAAAAAUGUAACAUUGACCUUAAAACUUCCAUGAAAAUCUUGUUGCACUAACUACCUACCUUUCCUUUUAUCUAAUCCUAAGAUCCUAAAAGCUUUCCUAAAAACUUUUCCCACAGCAAGAGAAAAAAAAAGAAAAAAAAAGAAAAAAAAAAGGAAGGAGAGAAAGUGACAAGUAAAAGUCAAGACUGCUGUGUCACUCUUAAACCCCAAACCUCGAAAUCUCAAAAUUUUGCUUUCUGCGCAUCCCCAAACUUCGCAAGCUAAUAUUUUGCAUCUGGAUCAGAAGGCCGUGAAGUGUACAACCUGUAAAUGGCUUUGUGGUAAGUUUUAGCUCUUUAUAGCAUAACAGUGACCAGAAAACUGCUCAACUAGCUUCAAAUCGCGCUUUUCGGCAAAAUCUCCCGGGGCAAAUGGGUUAAAGUGUUGCAAAUUUGGUUCCUUGAUUAAUUCUUAAUGUCAGUGUCCUUGGCGUCAGAGCUUGAAUCAUCACUGACCAAUUUUGCUGGAUCAAACUCUACUCUAGCAUCAUCCUCCAAGUUUACUGCUAUAGGUAUCCCUAGCGGGCAACCUAUAGUAGUGGGGGGUGAUUAUUGGAGGGAAGUGAUUAUUUUAAACAUUUCUGUCAAGAGGGGUGGGGGGGUGAUUAUUCAAGGGAAGCAAUUAACCGAGGGUUGGCCAUUAUUUGAGGAAAUACCCUAUUUACCAUUCUGGAGUGUACAUGUAGUCCAGUGUCUGACCUCCUGGUUUGACCUGGUGUUUGAUGCUUAGGGUUUAGCCAAAUGUACAUAUAAUUUUGAGAGAUUAGGACGCUGAAGUCUUUUUGAGGCAACAUGAAAUAUGCAAUGUAUUUGGAACAUUUACCCCAAUAAAAGCAGUUACCAAGAUCAUAUUAAGUAAGGCCUACUGUUGAUUAAGGGCUAGUAUUGCCUGAGGUUGCGCAGCACCAAGAGAUGUAAUCUGCAAGCCAUUUUCUUUUCUUUGUAUUUAGUACUUUGAUUUGCAAGGUCUCGAUCUUUGCCUUGUGCUGUUGCCUUUGAUCGUGGAAGAUUGCUUGAAAUUACAGCAUUAUUGCCUAGACAUCAUUGGAAAUUGUCACUUAAGAUUUAUAAACUGUAAUGUUAUAAUCUUUUUCCAGUUUAAGUUUAGUCUGACUAUUCUAUGUACACUGUACCAUAAGGCAGUCAAUAGUUACUGUGUAACCUAUGCCCAUACACAGGCUCCCUUAAGAAUUUAUCUUUGCCUCAUUUCUUAUCUAAUCUCCAAGCAACGUUGAGUUAACACUUUAAGAGUGUCUUGUUGACCUCUGCAAUCUGAAAUUUGUAUUUUAAUUAAUCAUGCAAGCAGAUCAGGUGUCAUCAGCUUCAGCAGUGUCAUUGAUUUUCUCCUUGGUGUUUUGGCUGUAACUUGUGGAAGAAAAAGAGACCUAAAACUUCAACAGAAUUCAGAACAUAGUAUGAUACUUACUUGAUCUGUUACUACCUUCCCCCUAACUUAUCAGCCCUCCCUGUCAAACAUGCUACCUUAAUUUGCAAUUAGUACCACACUGUAGUUUAGGAAUAAUGUAUUGUUCAAUGUAUAGUGACCAAUCACAACUUAAGAAUGUGUGAAAUGAUAUGCAUCUGAACAGGGCCUUGUGGUAUUUUCUUAAUAAAUACUACUCAUUAAUUUUUUGAUCUAUCAGUGUGGCACUUAAUCAGGAACAGCACUUAAAUAAGUUUUCUCAUUUGCAGAUAGCAGAGUGCUACAUUUGUACAAUUUUUGCUGGUAAAUUAUAAAAUCUUGUUGAUGAAAUCAAGGACAAGGAAUCCAGAAAACAAUUCUGAGUCCCAUGUGGGUUUAAAGCCACAAUCCUUAGCACUGUCGUUGAAUGCACUGAUCACUAAGCAACUGGAUAAAAUCUUGUCUCAGGUUAAACCAGAAUUUAACCUUGUUUGUUUUACAAUUAUUACUUGUCUCAUAGGAGACAAGUAAAUUCUGGCUUAAGCUGAGAAUCCAAAUUUAUGUACAGUAGAGAUGCUAUGGUGAGCAAAAACCUUGGCUUACUAUAGAGGCUGUAGUAGCUUAGUGGUUAGAGCUUCUGAUGAGGGUACAUGUAUGAUCUGUGUGUGAUAUCUUACACUGAAAUACUGACUCCUCUUCUUGGAUUUUAGAUAUUGGUGAACUUAAUCUUCCAAAGACAUGUCAGACAGAUUUCCCUGAUCCAGAUGACCUUCUUAAUUUUAAACUCCUUAUUUCACCAGAUGAGGUUAGAAAGUUGGCUUUUAUUAUUCUUUUGUUUUUGCUCUAUAAAAAGGUAAACAAAAACUAUAAAGUUUCUCUGUAUCUGUUUUUUAAUUCAUAGGGAUUUUACAGAAAUGGAAGAUUUGUGUUUAGUUUUAAGGUUAGUUAUUUGAUUGGUUGGCAUUCCAGAAUCAUCAUCUCCAUCAUCAUUCUUUCAUCAUCUCUUUCUCUUCACAUUUUACCUAUAUGUAUUUACGAUAGAUGCUGUUCAUCCGAAACAGGUCUAAAUAAUAACUGUCAUAACUUUCCUGAAAGUUAUUUCUUGACUCCUCACAGUGCAAAAAUUUGGUAUUCCUCUUUUUGGAGACAGGUAAGCUGGAAAGGUAGUUGUGUUAUUGUCAAACACCUCCAGUUUGAAGACCUGUCCAUUUUAAGCUUUCCAUACUUUAAUGCCUGAUGUUGGGUCUGAAUGAAUGCAAAGGCAUUGUAGAUACCUUAAUCAGUUGGUGUUUCUGUUGAGUUUUUUGGUGAGGACCAAAGUGACAAUGAGACAAAAAUGACAAUGUGUGUCCAGUGUCUGAUGUCAUUUCCUGUUUAUUGUGUUUUUCGAAGACCCAUAGAUUUUGAAUUUAUGUCACAGACUUGAUCUGCCACUCAUGCAUCCAGCCAUCUCUAACAAUUAAGGCCAGACCUGAGAGAGCAGCGGAAAUCACAUGUACCUCAAAUCCUAAGUAUACGUGAUUACAUUAAUGUUUUUUUUUUAUUUCAACUUAUUUUAGGUUGGUCCUGGCUAUCCUCAUGAUGCACCAAAAGUCAAAUGUGAAACAAAGGUACAUUAACUCUGGAUCCGAUUCUGUUGGAUCUACUUUUUAGAAGUUGGUUAUUCCUUUGACAGGCCUUGCUUUAAAAUGCCUUGUACAUGUAGUUACCUAUGCUUUUAAAGUUUCCCCUUCCAAAGGCCUUGAAGGUACAAAUUAGUCCCCUUAGGGCAAGAGCUGUCUCAAACCCUGGUGAACCCAGGACUGUAACUAAGGACUGGGGGCUUGGGAUUUCCCCUGUUUGUUUAGGUACAUGUACUGUAAACUUCCACUUAUACAUACAAAUGUGUAGGGCUUAUGCAACUUCACGAGGGGUUUAAGGACGGCGUAUAAACAGGACAGGAAAAAAAAACAAAACAAAUAUAUUACAAAAAGCUACAUAUGCAGGUAAUAACAGGAUUUUUUUGUUGGCAGGUAGAUGAACCUAUAACUGGGGAAGGGGGGGUUAAAAAGCAGAUGUUUAGGUUAUGACCCCUGGCUAUUUUGUUAGGAAACAAAAUAGCCUGUUCCAGGCUCCAAGAUACUGUAGCAUGUGCAGUGAUCAUGAUAACAAAAGCCAAAAACACUGCCCUAAACACAAGAAUUACAGCUGUAUUUAGGAUUAUAGCCUUUUUGCCACUGAUUUCUUAAAUGAAAGACCAAGCACAACAACUAAAAGAGCUUGGAUCAGCUUUGGUUGCAUUUGAAUAGGUCACUGAAGGCAUACAUGUACAUGUCAGGUUUGUCAAAAGUAGCCAGCUGCCAGCAAAAAUCGCCGCCUGCUUGGUUAGUAUUGGCCGGCUACUCUGCUUGGCAUUUCUUUAUGGAUGGCAUUUUUUAAAUAAACUCAGCCGUCUACUUCAAAACUUUCUGACAACCCUGCAUGUAGUCGAGGAUGUCAAGAAAGCUUCAAAAUUGGCAAAGCAGGAAUUACAAAUCAUUGUACUCUAGUUUAAAUUCACAUGAUAAAAGAGGUACAUUGUCAAAAAAUGUGAAAUUUUCCAUGAUUAGUUUAGAGUCAAUUUAGGCUAGAAUUCUUGCCUUUUUCAGAUUUAAGCUCGUAGAUUCCCAUCUGUGAGAAUUAAUUAACAUUCUCAGCCAAAAACAACUGUAUGUAGUUAUUCAGAUCCUAAAAUUUUGGACAACAAUAGAGAAACAAAAGCCUAUAUUAGAAGAUAAUUAAGCAAUAAAAAGCUUAGCUGAUUUCCCCUAGGCCCUAUAAAUAUUGAUCCUCAAAAUUUUUGUAACUUUCGAUCGCUACAAAUUUGGCCCACAGGAAAAGGACUGUUUCAGCCAUUUACGUGGCUUCAUUAUUAUUAUCCAUGAUCGUGAAUAAUAAGUUUUAUUAGCUUUUCUAGGCUAAAACAAUUGAAAAUCAACCCAGCUUAAAAGGUUUGAACUUUUGAACCUUGUUUGUUAUCCCCAUAAAAUGUUGCAGAACUAUCACAGUAGUCAUAUGUUUUUGAGUUGUUAUAAACUAAUAAAAUGAUGUUGUUACUAUUCUAGGUUUAUCAUCCCAAUAUUGAUUUAGAAGGAAAUGUAUGCUUAAACAUUUUAAGGUAAAUUUGUUGUUAUUUUUGUUGGAUUUUUGAUUACCUUUCCUUUUUGGUGGAUAUAUAUUUUGUCUGCAGUAUAAAGCUUGAAAGUCUCUUUUCCUUAGUUUUUGUGUAUGGUUAUGUGUGAUACAAUGNCCCAUAAAAUGUUGCAGAACUAUCACAGUAGUCAUAUGUUUUUGAGUUGUUAUAAACUAAUAAAAUGAUGUUGUUACUAUUCUAGGUUUAUCAUCCCAAUAUUGAUUUAGAAGGAAAUGUAUGCUUAAACAUUUUAAGGUAAAUUUGUUGUUAUUUUUGUUGGAUUUUUGAUUACCUUUCCUUUUUGGUGGAUAUAUAUUUUGUCUGCAGUAUAAAGCUUGAAAGUCUCUUUUCCUUAGUUUUUGUGUAUGGUUAUGUGUGAUACAAUGUUUGUAUUAAAUGAAAAUAACAAUUCAGUGCAAGCCAAGAGAAAAAUACAGCAAGUACAUUAAUGGUGUGAAAUCUGAAUGCCAACUUUAUUUUCAUUUGUAUAAAUUUGGAAUUAAUUGUAUUGAGAGUCAAGAACUCAAGUGAGACUCAAUUAACAACUUGAUUCUCAAUGCUCAAUUCAUGUAAGGACUGAGUAUCAAGUGUCAACAAAGUUAAAUUGCAUAGUACAAAUGUACUGUAUGUAGGACUUAUUUAAGAUUGCUUAGAGCCCUCUAGAGCUAAGAUAAGUACAAUUUUUGAUCAAUUUUCAGAUUGUCCAUGGUAAAAAUAUGCGGUACAUGACUGUGUGUGCAAUUUGGCAAAAUUAAAAAUUGUUGGCAUAAUAAUACCUGUUCUUUGAAACCAGCUAUGACUAGAAUCUUGAAGAUUCUAAGCAACCCAAGGAGCUAGAAAAAACUACAUUACAAGUUAAAUCAAAAUCAUAGACAAGUUACCAUAUGCAAAUAUCCUGACAUGAACAAAAAAAAUACUACCAUAAUUUUGUACCCUAAAUAUUAGGCAGUUUACUCCCUCUUCUCCACCCCUUGACCCACCAAAAAUGGGGAGAAUUUGUUUAUGGUUUAUAGAACUUAAGAUUCUAUAAGAAGGCAAAGCAAAUUUAACAAGUACAGCUGUUACAGUCCAAAGUUGGACUUGUAUUAUUAUUUGUUGGUUAUUGUAUUUAUUUAUAGUAUUCUAAAACUCUUUGAUUUUCAGAGAAGACUGGAAACCUGUUUUAACAAUCAACUCAAUAAUAUAUGGACUACAAUAUCUGUUUUUGGUGAGUGACUGAAUUGUUGUGAAUGUAACAUUUACAGGGGGGUGCUCUUAAGAAAUUUUGUGGCAACAAGCGCGGAAAUAGGGUCCGAACGAGGUCUAGAAAAACUCCUUGCUUUCAAAAAUGCAUAACCCCAAAAUCCCAGAUCAUGAUAUGUUUCUAGGAAACUGCCCACCUACCCCUCCUCUAAGUCAACAUUUUGCCCCAAGUGCGAAGUAAGUGAUAAUGUUGGCUUAGGGGAGGGGUAAGUGGGCAGUUUCCCAGAAACGUGUAAUAAUCCAAAAUCCUCGAUUAUUUUCUUUAUUAUACUUGCCCCCCCGCCCCCCCCACCCAAAAAAAUGAUAAUACUAACAAUAAAUGCAAAAAUCAAAUAUUGCAACUAUUUAAACACAUAGCAUAACUUGUUACUUAAUUGACCAUGUGCACAGGUUUGCUGGAAUAUGUUAAUAGAAAGCUUAUUACCCAGAAACCAGCUCAAUAGUUUCUUCAAUUCAGUAUUCACAAUUUCCAUCAGUUGAUUUGGGUCUUCAUGAGAAAAAACAAUUGUGAUCAUUGGCAAAGAGUGUGAAAACCAAAGCCUUUGACAGGGAAGAUAACUUUUGAACCACUGUGACAGUAGUUGCAUUCAUACCACAACCAUUUUGAUUGUCACGUUUAGUAAAAACGAUUUUGCUGAUUAAAAUUGCUGUGAAAGUCCCAAAUUAAACUAUCAUCUUUCUGAAGUUAAAGAGAGAGAAAAAUUUGCAUGACAUGUUAUUUUACUGCUUGAAAAAGCUGAGCUUAGAAAACUCCUUGUUGAGCUUUUCUUUCCAGUGUUAGUCAUGUAGUCACCAAUAAUCAUCAUUUUGUUGUUUUCAGGAACCAAAUCCCGAAGAUCCUUUAAACAAAGGUUGGUAUUUAUUUUUGAGAGAGUUUCUAAGAUUGUACACCUGCUCAAUUUUAAGCCAGUUUGUUCAAACAUAAAUAUCUAGUUAACAGUUUAGAGAAUAUGGUGGUUUUCACUAGCGCAUAAGCAUAAGUAUAAUAACAUAGGCACAUGCAGAAUGGCAUAUUUGACUCAAUUCUCCAUACCAGCUCUCCUCAACCCAAUGAUAAACAAGAUGGCGGACAAAGCGUCCGCCAUAUUGCUUUUGAUAUGUUUGCAUGAGGUCUGGGUCAAAGUGACCUAUGGUUGGUCCACGGCCUUGUGCUUACAUGUAUGCUUGUGCUUAUUUCGAUCCGGUUUUCACUAUUCAAAGCUACGACAUACAGUGUAAGCAUAAGAACAAGAGGAAUUUACCUGUAUGUUUUUCUUGUGCUUAUGCUUAUAGUUACGCUUAUGUCGAGCCAGUUUUCACUUGCUUACACAUGUGCUUGUGCUUAUGCUUAUGCUUAUGUGCUAGUGAAAACCAGGCUUAAAGGUUUUGAACACUGGUCACUAAAUUCUGAGUCUUUUUCUUCAAAAGAGAAUUGAAGUGUCCUGAAUGACACAUUCUUGCGAGCACGGUAAUAAUGCCAUCAAAUAGAGAGGAGAAGUCGUUACGUCACGUUGCCAUGGUGGCAAAAUUUCUGGGUGACAGCAAACCGAAAAAAACACUUCAAAAGUGAAAUUGCACUGUUUCAAACUUCAUCUAUCUUAUUCAGUUUCAUUUAAUUUGUCAAAAGUUGGCACAAUUUUCUGGGGUUGAAUCUGAAAGGACCGCAUCUACCGUAUGUUUAGAAAAAGAGAAAGAAAAUUUUUGUGUUGUCAUUCACAUACUCCAUAAAACAGGCUUGUAAAUUAGGAAGUUUCAUGUCGCAGUUGUGCAACGACAGCUAAGAAAUGUACAACUAAAAGCGUGAUUCACGUGCAAAAUUGUUGACUUGCUAAUGUAUCCCCCUUGCUUGUUUGCUGUUCUCGUUGCCAUGGCCAUCAUUGUUGCUUAAGCUUUCUAUUCGUGUGAUUUAGAAAUUCUGCAAUCAUAGUAAUGUGAUGUCACACUUCUCCUCUCUGUUAUGUGAAGCCGCUGCAGUUAAAGUGGUGCGGGAACCACCUUUAAAGUAACAGUUAUGUAUUACCGAUUAUAAAUCCUAUUUGCUUUUUGUUUCGUGCAGAUGCUGCAGAGGUUCUCCGAGCUAACAGGCGGUUGUUUGAACAGAACGUACAGAAAGCAAUGAGGGGAGGAUAUGUAGGAAGUGUUUAUUUUGAACGGUGUCUUGUGAAAUAACCAUGCAGUGGAGAGAUGUGCCUCUAUUUAUGAACUGAUUUAACUGUUGCAGUGCAAGUUUGCUAUAGCAAGUGCUCUCCAAAUAGAAUUUGGACAUAAACUGGCUGGUUCUAAAUGAACUUUGAAAGACAAGUAGAUCCAAAAAUUUGAUGUAUAAUAUGGAUCUGCUUGUGAGAUAUAUUUUUGUCCUUGCUGAGUUAAUGUGUUAGUCAAAAGUUAAUAACCUCUAAUGUUUCCAGUUGAUAUGUUGUAUUGGUCUAGGUUGCAAAGGAAUAUUUCAAGAGGUAUUUUUUGGUUUAUGGUAUUUUGAUAGCAGUUAAAAUCAAGGUUGUCGAAUUUUAAUUUUAUGUCAUGGUGGCUAACCAUUAGCAAGUUACUUUAAAUUGUUUUGCAAUAAUAGCAAGGCCAAACAAGCUAUAUGUAGCACUGACUGCACAGUCAGGUUAUUUAGCUGCAUGCACUUCUGUAGUAAAAACUUCAGUUUUAAAUUGAGACAGCUCAUGUAGAAUAGGAAAACCCAGACUUUGAUUUAUUUGGCCCAUGUGCAGAUCUGUUACAAUUAUGCUUAAAGAGAUUUACGUUUCUGCCAGCUAUUUCUUUUUAAUUGGAUGCAUGAUCCUGUAAAUGUUACAAGGGAAGGGAAUACCCAACUGUAUCGCUGUCAAUGUCGAAUCUAGAAUAGAUAUUUUGUACAGUAAUGUAUAAAAUAAACGAAUCAUAUUGUACAAAU